Panicum virgatum (switchgrass) is the source of this 1355-nucleotide messenger RNA. Its product is annotated as BTB/POZ and MATH domain-containing protein 1-like. NCBI's taxonomy places the organism in Eukaryota, Viridiplantae, Streptophyta, Magnoliopsida, Poales, Poaceae. The transcript has a single exon. Gene Ontology annotation, molecular function: protein binding. The coding region runs from base 154 to 1236 and encodes 360 amino acids. The record is from RefSeq and is a predicted model, not a curated record. Gene Ontology annotation, biological process: protein ubiquitination.
GUUGGAAUCCAGUUGUUUUCUUGCACGGGCCCCCCUUGCCCGGUUGCUUGCAAGAAAGCUGCAGAAUUUGGGUAGUACAUUGUAUCCUAUAAGAGAAAUAAACCUGCUAGAUCAUGUGCACGACAAAUUCUGUUGAAGCCAAAGAGUUCUCCCAUGGCGACGGCCGCGUCCACCACCACCGGCGGCGGCGGCGGGCUGUCGCGGUCCGCCUCCGCCAUCGUCGCCGUCACCGAGAGCGGGCAGCACCAGCUGAGGAUCGACGGCUACUCCCACACCCUGGACGUCCCGACCGGCAGCGACAUCAAGUCGCCGCCCUUCCGCGUCGGCGGCCACAGCUGGCGCGUCUGCUACUACCCCAACGGCCUCAGCUCGGCGUGGUCCGAGUACAUCUCCCUCUUCCUCCGGCUCGACGGCGGCGUCCCGGAGGGCGUCUGGGCCCGGCACACGUUCAGCCUGCUCAGCAGCGAGGGCAAGCCGCCGGUGCCGUACUUCACCAACACCGGGAAGAGGAUCUUCACCGACUGGGGCACCUCGGCCCUCAUCAGGAGGAGCGAGCUCGAGAGCUCCGAGCACCUCCGGGGCGACAGUUUCACGAUAAGGUGCGACGUCACGGUCACGAAGGAGAUCCAGACGAGGAGCGUCGACGUCGUCGUCGGCGCCGGCGCGGCCCCGCCGCCUCCAGAGCUGCACCGCCAUCUGGCCGGCCUCCUCGCGACCGGGGAGGCCGCGGACGUGGCGUUCGAGGUGGACGGCAGGACUUUCAUGGCGCACCGGUGCGUGCUCAUGGCUCGAUCGCCGGUGCUCCACGCUCAGCUCUCCGGCGGCGGCGGCGGCGGCUCUACCAUCGCCGUACGGGUCGAGGACAUGGAGGCGCAGGACUUCGAGGCUCUGCUCCGCUACAUGUACACCGACUCGUUGCCGGAGAUGGGCGGCGAACAAGGGGAAGCGGCGGCGAUGCUCCCGGACCUGGUGGCGGCGGCGAACAGGUACGGGAUGGAGAGGCUGAGGCUGCUCUGCGAAGACCGGCUGCGCGAGCUCGUGGAUGCGAGGACCGUGGCGGCGAUCCUCGCCUUCGCCGGCGAGCACCAUUGCCACGGGCUCAAGGACGCAUGCUUGCGAUUCCUCAGUGAUCCUGAAAAUCUAAGAGAGGUCGUCAAGACCAACGGCCUCGAGCAUGUGAGCAAGAGCUGCCCCUCUGUUCUGGUGGACCUAAUCGCCAAGCUUGCUGCAGAGUAGCUAAUUCAGUCACCAGAACAACGAUGCAUCAAGAUACUACUAUGUAAAUAGUAAUAGUCAAGCAGUGUUAUUAAAUAAAAAUGAUUAAAUGGGAGACGGCAGGUAAAACAUUUUUUUUA